This is a messenger RNA of Aphanomyces invadans, 1854 nucleotides long. RefSeq lists its product as hypothetical. The transcript is spliced from 5 exons. Lineage: Eukaryota; Oomycota; Saprolegniomycetes; Saprolegniales; Verrucalvaceae. Gene Ontology annotation, biological process: regulation of transcription by RNA polymerase II. Gene Ontology annotation, molecular function: cyclin-dependent protein serine/threonine kinase regulator activity. Gene Ontology annotation, cellular component: nucleus. The record is from RefSeq and is a predicted model, not a curated record. Bases 1 to 1854 code for a protein of 617 amino acids.
AUGGCGGAGUCGUCGCCACUGUCGCCGUCCGAGAUGACGCGGCUCAGAGAGAAGCGCGAGAGGCACAAGAAGGCCAAGGCAGAUCCUUUUGCUCCGCUCGACGAGCUGCUGGAGCGCUUGCUGGAGAAGCACAUUGAUCCGAGUAUCGUGGCACAAACUGCGCAAUGGAUGGCCGCGCACGACGCGUUCUCGUUACAAGUCCAGAUCAAGCUUCGGGCAUUUGCGCUCAGCGACCGCACCAAGUCCUUCAACCACAAAGUCAUGCUGUUUUACGUCCUUCACGAGUUCCUCAAGAUCGGCGCACCAGUCGUGGAUACAGAUGCCCCCCCGUCUCGGAAACAGCCUCGCCUGUCCACAUCGUUCGACGCUGUCCGCCGCACGCGCCACGUGGAAUGGAUGGCAACAGUUGAACAUAUCCUCCACGCGUGCGUGCGAGAAUCAUAUCGCGACAUGAAGCCCGUGGAAGAACACAGGAAGAAGCUGCUCAAGACGUUGGCGCGGUGGGACGAGCUGGGAAUCUACCGAGGGAAGCUGAAGGAGUGGAAAAAAAUUGUCCUCGGUGAAAUCAAGGUCCGGAAAGCACCCCAGCGGAUCCUGCAAGACGUCGUGAACCCCCACGACAAGGAAGGGCUCGACCUCCGGCGCGAACUUCACCGCGGCAACAUCGCGUGGUUCUAUGAGCCGACCGAGUUCCGAUCGCCGCGUGCCAAACUGCGCCACUGGCGGUUCACUGGUGUUGCUUUCAUCGAUACACUGGGGCGGUGUCUUGGCCUAGAAGCGCACAUUGUGGUCGCCGCGAUGAGCUAUUACCAAACGCUGUUCAAGCGAGGGUUCUAUGCCAAGGAGCGUUUCAAGAUGGCGGCGGCCGCGCUAUUCCUGUCGGCCAAGGCAUCUAGCCAGCGCAUGAAGCUGCUGCGCAUGGUGCACGUCAUGCAUUACGUCCUGGAGACGCCCCUCGUCACUGGCGACGAGGAGAAAGAAGAAAUUGAACGGCUGCAUUUACUCCACUACGAGCUCCAAGUCCUGCAAGGCAUCGAGUUCAACCUGACGAUAGCUUUGCCGUAUGACGCGUUUGCGGCGGUCGCACCCGACUUUCCAUCGACGGUGAAGGAUGCUGCCCAAGUCAUUCUGAAAGACAUAUAUUGGACCAAAAUGUGCAUCGAAUUCCCGGCGAAAACCCUCGCGACGGCUGCAUGGUACAUCGCGACCGCUGCCGCCGACCCCAAGGCAACUCGCAAGCUCAAACUGGACAAGGUCCUCGAACACGACUGCGACUUGAUUCAAGACUAUUACACGGAAUGCAAAGAGUGGAGAGGUAGCCAGCUCAUGGAAUUCGACGCGCGAACGGUAUCGGACGAUGACUUGGAUCGGUACUUGACGGCGCAGCGCGGCGGUCUCUCGGUCCCACCUGCCUCGAUCGAGAAUCCGAGAGAACUGACGAGUCUCAAGCCGGCCGAGCUGGAACGAAUGGGCGAAGUGCGCCUGGUUGGAAAAUCGCCCCACGACGCGGCCGAAACCCGGCGCAACCGACAUCAUCGGGAUCGCCGAUCCAGCAGCUACGACCCCCGGUCUCGAGAACGUCGCCGAAGCAAGUCCCGCGAUCGGCGCGACUACAGGAGCAGCGACCGCGGCCGGACGUGGAAGAAUGGAAAGGCCCCGUCGUUGCGCAACAGCCAAGACAGACAUCACAAACCACCCUACCGGUCCUCGCGGCGACGAUCUCGUUCCAACGACUCGACAGAAGACCGACGUGGCGCGAAGAAGCGGGCGCGAAGCGGUAGCAGCAGUCGACGGCGCGGCGGGUCACCCGACUCGACCGAACAUCAUCACGACUCGCGCAAAGACAAACGAUAA